Molecule: messenger RNA, 2983 nt
Organism: Microbotryum saponariae
Lineage: Eukaryota; Fungi; Basidiomycota; Microbotryomycetes; Microbotryales; Microbotryaceae
Source: the annotation of a GenBank genome assembly
AUGUCCCCCUCCCCGGAGACGGCGGUCCCGCUCGAGCUCGACGUGUCGACGCUAACCUCUCGCAACUUGAUCGAACAACACCUCGCCGAGCUGACCCGCCACGAGUCCUCCCUCGAUGACCAACUGCUGCAGCUCAUCUCGGCCAAACAGCCUUUGCAGGCCCAACUUGAUCGAUUGGGUUCGCUCAAGGAGGUCGUACAUGGCAUCCAGGGCGAGGCUUCCCAUCUUUGUCGUCAGGUCGCGCAGGUCGCUACAACCGCCGAACGCGUCGGUGGCAAGGUCAGGGUAUUGGAUCAGGAGCAGGUACGUUCGAGCAAUCCUCCAGUACCUGACACUCCAGAUCUCACCCCGACAUGUGAUCGCUCUUUUCAGUCCCGCGUCAAGGAAGCGAUCGAAUACGUGCAAGCCGUGCAGGACCUCAAGACCUCGAUCGCUGCACUCGACACCGCGAUCGAGAAGAAUGACUGGGAAGCCGCAACGAGGUUUAUGCAACGAGCCAGUGCCAUAGACCCCAAGAUUGUCGCUUCAGGAUUCGCAGAAGCGGUCGUCGUCAGUCUCUUGCUCGGGGCGCGCGAUGUGGGGCACAGAAUCCAGCAGCGCUGAUUCAGUUUCCAGUUCGCAUCGGACUACGUUGAACCCCACACAGCCUACUUCGGAUCUACCGCAAACUCCUCCGGCAACACUCUCAACGCUACGUGCCUCGCUCUUGAAAACCUUUCUCGAAUCGUUCCAGACCGCCGCCGUCGCGGGCGACACGAACAACAUCAACCGCUUCUUCAAGCUGUUCCCUAUGAUCGGGGAGGAAGACAAAGGUUUGAUCGCUUACGCCGAAUGGGUCGCUGGUAUCGUCAGGGAUAAGGCGGGUCAAGCAACGGGCAAGAGUCAGUCCAUCUCUCUUCGCGUUCGGGGUGGGGCCAGAAAUCGAGAGCGAAAUCUGACAGGCACACUGCCACGUCUUCAACAGGUUCGUCCCCCACGCAUUUCUCCACCGUCCUCACGAAUCUCUUCGAAUCGAUCGCCCUCAUCAUAUCCCAACAUCAACCCGUCGUCGAAAAGUACUACGGACCAGGCAAGAUGGUCCACGUCGCUUCGAACCUCUUGACCCAGGCCGACCAGCUAGGCCUCAAGACGCUCAUGGCAUGGGAGGAGGAAAGGAGAGUUAGGAAGAAGCUCGUCCAAGUCAGGGAAUCGAGGUUUUAUGGGUUAUCGACCAAUCCCACCUUGAGUGGCAGUGCGGGAGGGCCUUUGAACUUGCGAAGAUCUGCGAUGACGCCUUCGUUGACGAGGCCGGGGAGUCCGACGAUGGGAGGGAGUAGCACGCCUCAGCCUCAACUGCAGAUGGAGGAUGGAGGUGUCGAUCCGAGGGAAAUUGAUGCGCUUUUGACCGAGACUAGCUUGAUGAGUGGAAGAUGGCAAUUGUUGAGGAGGUUUCUGUAUGGUCGAUUGACGGUAAGUCCAUGAGUCUUCAGGAGACUCUAGCUGGCAUCAGGUGCUGAGAAUCUUCCUCUCGCGUUCAGGAUGAUGAUGACGAGACACAGCCCGAACCACCCUCGGCCACUCAACCUAAAAUCACAGCAACCUCCACAAACCCCUGUGCCACCACCGACGACGACUCUGCAUCACCCGACACCCCUCCCACCCUAGCGAUGAUCGAAGAAUCCGAGCUAGGGCAAAUGCUCUCCGAGAAACUCCGUGCCGUCUACCAACCACUCAGCAUCUGGUACCUACGUUCCUCAAUCGAAAAGGCGCAACAGAUGGAUGAGCUCGACCUCAAUUCGUCGCCUUAUCUCUCUUCGUCUCUUGACGACACGUUCUACAUCCUCAAAAAGACGUUGUAUCGACUGUUGUCGACGAAUCACAUUGAGACGGUGGUAGGAAUGGCGAAGGAGAUCCGGACGAUCGUCGAUAGGGACGUAGGCGAGGUAUGGAAGUACAAGAUGGAUGGCGCGUUCAAAGAAGUUAAUUCUAGCUCGAGUGCUAUGGCUGUUGGGAAUGUCAUUGUUGGUGGAGUACAUGUCAAUGUUCCCGGUGGUCGAGCGAGGGAGGAAGAGAAGGAGAGGAAAGAGGCCGCGGCGAGAUCGAUGUUCAUCGUGCGUCCUCCUGGUUGCUUCAUCUUGCGAAGAACUUCACAAAGCUGAUUCCUCUACUUGACUACAGACUUACUUGAACAACCUCGACACAGCCUCCGAGUAUACGCUCAGAAUGAUCGACGAGAUGCUCGCCGGUGAAGCCUUGCAGAGCUCCUUCUUCGUCGAAGCCGAGUUGGAACGCGCAAAAGUGGCCUUCUUGGGCGUCAGAAGCCUUGAAGAACGCUUCAAGAGUAUUUUGAGGGUGAGCAACAACUUCUCAGUGUAGAUGCUCGUGAUCAUAGCUGAUUCCCAUCCUUCCUUUGCCAACCCAUAGUCGGGUCUUGACACCCUCUUCAACCAACUCUCGCGGCUUCGCCUGAGACCGUUGCUUGCGGACGUGUACAAGGAUAUCUCGUACGUGUUGAACGAGGACACGUUCGCCGAAGCCGAGUACAGGGACGACGUGCGCAAACGCUUCGUCAAAGGAUGGGAGGCCUUGCUGGCGGGGUACCGAGUGAGUCCCGAGGUACGACAGACCAUAAAAGUAUUUACAGACUGAUAAAGCGUCUUUUCUCUCUUUCUAGCAAUCUAUGACCCCAGCCAACUACAACCUUUUCUUCGCGCACAGCAUAUCCGUCCUCGUGCGCCCUUGGGAAUCGCUCAUGCGUUCCCUCAACUUUACCGAGUUGGGCGCCCUCAAAUUCGACAAGGACCUCCGAUCAAUUCAAUCCUACCUCUCCAAUCAAGCGCCUUUUAGUUCGGCGAUGAUGAGGGAGAGUUUCUCGAGGUUGAACCAGAUUGCGAUGGUGUUGACGAUGGAAUCGGAGGAAGAGGCGGAUGAAGUCCUCAGUGCGAUUGGCAAUCGAUUGACCAAGGGGGAGGUGAGGAGUGUUUGGGGUUUGAAAAUACAGUAA